GAGUGCUGCUCAGUUCGGUGGUGUUUCGUCGGGGCUAGUGCAUCAGGCAGGGACGAGUUUGUGUGGGCAGAGUGCGACUGUCCAGCAUGUGUCGGGAGAUGCCAUGCCACCUGCUUUUCAGCGACGUCUGAGUCAUAUGACCGCUCUCCCGGCUGCCGGAGUGCAUCAGGGGAGAGGGUUAUCCGAUCCGCCUUCGUUCGGUAUGUCUCCGUUGCAGCAUCUCAGCAAUGCAGCUCGUGGAGACGUGUUGCAUCCGACUCAACAGCUACUGUCUCCGAAGUCGCUGGCAGCGUAUGGAGUUCGUCCUGCGACGAGUAGUAUUUUGGAACAGCAUCUCAGACCGAGUCAGCAAUCGGUUGUGUCUAACUCUUAUGCUCAGUCAGUUGGGAGAUUGCCUGAUCAGAAAGAUGCUCAGAUUUUUAGUCGACAUCAAGCUAUAGUUGAGGAACAGAGGCGUUCGCCUCAGAGACAACAGAAUCAUGCGUUUAGUCAGACGGGAUUCAAUGCGCCUCAGUUUGGCUGCUCUGCUUUUAGUCCUGACUUUCUUGGACACAUGAGAUUAACAUCCAGUGGAACGUUGCAGCAUCAGUCCAGUCUGACUCAUCAUAAGGAGAAGUAUAAGAACACACAGCCAUUGACACAUAAAAACGACAGACAAGCACAAGUUGUGCUGAAAGCAGACUCAAAAUUCAAUGAAUUACUGAGUGCGGCGGCGUCACUGCAAAGGAGGCCGGAGAUGGUGAGCUCUCAUAUAUUGAGGUCUCCUUCUCAUCAGUCGGUAUCUCCUGUGACUAAUUCAAUAACCAAACCAUUAUUUUCACCAUCUACUGGGUUGCCACCUUCGCAUGUUUCAAUGCCUUCAGUUUCAGUGCCUGUCUCAAGAUCUGCAUCAGUGCCUAUCUCAAUACCUGCAUCAGUGCCUGUCUCAAUACCUGCAUCAGUGCCUGUCUCAAUAUCUGCAUCAGUGCCUAUCUCAAUACCUGCAUCAGUGCCUGUCUCAAUAUCUGCAUCAGUGCCUGUAUCAGUGCCUGUUUCGGUACCUACCUCGGUGCCUAUUUCAAUACCUACCUCAGUGCCCAUGUCAAUGCCUGCUGCCUCUGUGUCUGUUUUAAUGCCUUCGUCAGUGCCUGUUUCAGUACCUGCCUCGGUGCACGUUUCAAAGCCUGCCUCCAUGCCUGUCUCAAUGCCUAUACCUGUGCAAGUUCCUGUGCCUCUACCUACUCUGACUCACAGUUUGCCCAUUCUUGCAUCUGCUGCUGCUGUUGUGAGUGAUUCAUUUGAUGUAGCAUUGCCUACGGUUCAAGCAUUGAAUGUAUCAGACAGUACACAAGUUGCUCAGCAGUCUGUUGACGUUACGGAGAGAAGUGGCAGUAGCAGUAGCAGUGACAGUGAUUCUGAUGGGUCAGGAUCGUCAUCUUCAGCUUCUCAUAGUGAGAAAAGUAGUAGGCACUCUGGAGGACAGAGCUCGUCGUCAAGUAUAUCAUCUCAUUCAGACUCUGAAAGUUCUGAAACUGAUGGAAAGUCAGGAAAGUUAUUGACUGUAAAUAGAGAGAUUUCGAGAAGUAGGCGAGGUUCUGAUGGUAGAAGAGGAAGAUUGAACAUCAGUGCUUUUCAGCAGUCAUCAUUACCAUUUUGGGAAGAGUGUCCUGAUAUCUACGGAAUUAGACGCUCUGGUCGUAAUCGAAGAGUCCCUGAAAGGCUAGAUGUGGAAGUUGAGAAUGGUAGACCUUCAGGGAUAGGCAGCAAGUGGAGAGAAAGUGAUGCCGAUUGGGCUGACUCACCUGAAGGAAUUAGCGGCAGUGAUGAUGAUUUUGAUCCUGUUAUUCCCAAUCUGCCAAGAGGGAAGGGAAAGAAGCAUCUAUGUCACAGAGAUGUUGGUGAGGAUUUGGAUCUGGAGUCGUGGAUGGCUGACAGUCCUGUGUCUUAUGAUGUAUUACGAGGAUCUUUUCGUCAAGCAUCUGCUAACGUGAAUUACAAAGAAGAUGAAGAAGAUAAUGAGACUGAUCCUGAUGAAGUUAUUGAAGCUGCUGGCCGGACUGAUCCGAGUGAAGAUGAUCCUAAUAGGAAUGUGAUCGAGAAGGUACUUGCUGAUCGACUUGGAAGGAUUGGAGAUACUGGUGAUAACACUACAAUAUAUGCUUUGCGACCUCCUGAGAAUGAUGCACCUGUGGAUCCGAACUGUGAUGCAACAGAAGUGCAGUAUCUUAUAAAGUGGAAAGGAUGGUCUCACAUGCACAACACCUGGGAGAGUGAACCUAGUAUCACAGAACAGCAUGCUGGUGGAAUGAAGAAGCUUGAGAAUUACAAGAAAAGGCUGUUGGGCAUUCAAUCCUGGAAGCAGACAGCAGAUGCAGAAGAUGUUGAGUUUUAUGAAUGCCAGCAAGAGAUGAAAGAGGAACUCAGGAAGAAACACCUAGAAGUUGAACGAGUAAUCGCGUAUCGGACAGGAGAUGAUGGGAAGGGUCAACCAACACUUGAUUACUUUAUCAAAUGGAACGGAUUGCCUUAUUCAGAGUGUUCAUGGGAGGUUGCUGAUCUUAUAGGUCAAUAUUAUCAGUCUGAGAUUGAUGACUUUCUAAACAGAGAACGUUCUGACAAGACACCGAAUAGAAAUGCCAAGGUUCUUCGAAAUCGGCCGAGAUUUCAGUUGCUUCGAGACCAACCUUCGUUCUUGUUGUCAAAUUCAGAGACUUUAUGUUUGAGAGAUUACCAAUUAGAUGGACUGAACUGGUUGCUUCACUCAUGGUGCAAAGGAAACUCUGUUAUUCUUGCGGAUGAAAUGGGCUUAGGAAAGACAAUUCAAGCUGUCAGCUUCUUGAGCUGUCUUCAUCAUGGUCACGGAUUGUUUGGUCCAUUUCUACUUGUUGUGCCAUUGUCAACUUUACCAACAUGGCAGAGAGAGUUUAGUCGAUGGACACCACAGCUGAAUAUGGUGGUUUACAUUGGAGAUGUAAACAGCAGAGAACUAAUCAAGCAGUAUGAAUUGUUUCAUCCUGGUAAAACGAGCCAUAAUGGCAAGCUAAAAGUCAAUGCAAUUCUAACGACCUAUGAGAUUCUGUUGAAAGACAAGGCGUUUCUAAGUAGUUUCAGUUGGGCUGUGUUAGUUGUUGAUGAAGCACAUCGAUUGAAGAAUGAUGACUCACUGUUGUAUCGGUCUCUAAUGGAAUUUCAUACCAACAGUCGUCUUCUCAUAACAGGCACUCCGCUUCAAAACUCAUUGAAAGAACUCUGGUCUUUACUUCAUUUUAUUAUGCCACAGAGAUUUCGAAGCUGGGAAGGUUUUGAGCAAGAACAUUCAGCAUACUUACAGGGUGACAGUCGUACACUGACUGCUCUUCAUCAUGAAUUGCAGCCAUUCCUUCUUCGUCGCGUGAAGAAAGAUGUUGAGCGUUCGCUGCCUGCAAAAGUGGAAAGAAUUAUUCAGGUUGAGAUGGCUGUGCUUCAGAAGGAGUACUAUAGAUACAUACUUACUCGAAACUUUGCUGCACUGAACAAAGGAUUAAAGGGUAGUGUUAGUUCGUUCAAUAACAUUAUGGUUGAGCUGAAGAAAUGUUGCAACCAUGCUCACUUGCUCCGUCCUCCUGAAUCUCCUGUGAACUCACUGGAUCAUUUACAUGAGUUGUUGCGGGGCAGUGGGAAAUUGACUGUUCUUGACAAGCUGUUGAUGAGAUUGAAGGAAACCGGUCACAGGGUGCUGAUUUUUUCACAAAUGGUUCGGAUGCUAGAUAUUCUUGCUGAAUAUCUACAGUAUCGACGUUUCCCAUUUCAGAGACUAGAUGGUACAGUUCAUAGUGAAAUGAGAAAGCAGGCAAUGGAACAUUUCAACGCCGAAGGUUCACAAGACUUCUGUUUUCUCUUGUCGACUCGUGCUGGCGGUUUAGGAAUCAAUUUGGCUACUGCUGAUACAGUUAUCAUAUUUGAUUCUGAUUGGAAUCCACAGAAUGAUCUGCAAGCACAGGCUCGAGCUCACAGGAUAGGACAAUUGAGACAGGUGAAUGUGUAUCGUUUGGUCACCAAAAGCAGUAUAGAGGAAACAAUUUUAGAAAGAGCCAAGAAAAAGAUGGUACUUGAUCACUUAGUUAUUCAACGAAUGGAUACAACAGGAAGGACAGUCUUAUCCAAAUCUACAGCUCCAACGUAUGCUUCUUUGUCUGGUGACUAUUCUUGUAUCAUAGAGUAUGCUUGGUGUUAUAGUAACACACCAUUUAGCAAGGAAGAACUAGCAGCAAUAUUGAAGUUUGGAGCUGAGGAAUUGUUCAAGGAAGGUGCAGAUGGUGAACAAGAGAGGAAGUCACAGGAGAUGGACAUUGAUGAGAUCUUGAGUCGAGCUGAAGAUCAACAAAUUCAAGCUGAUCAGGAUCAGUCAUUGUCAUUGGAGCAGGAACUUUUGUCAAAAUUCAAGGUUGCAAGCUUUGCUAUGGAUGAGGAGCCUCCACCACCUAGUCAACAGUCAUCACAAAGUAAGCGUCGUGAGUCAGUCACCACUCCAAAGACUCCAGUUGCUGACAAAAGUUGGGAAGAAAUCAUACCUGAAUUUGAGCGACAGAAAGUAGAGGAAAUGGAAGAGCAACGAGCUCAUCUCCAGUUGUACAUGGGACCCAGAAAGAAGAAACCGGUCAAUUAUGCAGAUGGCGACAAGAAUGAGAAGAUUGGAGAGACAAAUCAACAGGAGACAGUCAGCGGUGGAAAGGGUAAGAAAGGAGUUAGAAGCAAGGCCAACAAAGGAGGUGGGAAAUCACGUGGUUUUACUGAUACAGAAGUGAGAAGUUUUUUGAAGAGUUACAAGAAAUUUGCUCAUCCACAGGAUCGGUUAGAUGAAAUUGCAACUGAUGCUGGAUUGCAGUCAAAAUCAAGUGCUGAGUUGGCGCUGAUGGCCAACAUGCUUCAUACUCGUUGUGUUGAAGCGGAAGCUAAAAAAUCAGAUAUUCCUGACGAAGGUAAAAAGAAAAGUCCUCCUGCUGGCUUUCAGAUAGGUGGAGUAUCAGUCAAUGCAGUUGCUGUGCUGAAACGUGAGGAGGAGCUGGAUGCUCUGCAUCAGUCACUACCUGACAAUGUAGAAGCACGAAGAAAGUACCGCCUUGCAAAACCAGUGAAGAAUGCACAGUGGGGAUUGCCGUGGACUGCCAAAGAUGAUGCAAUGCUGUUGGUUGGUGUGUACGAACACGGAUUUGGCAACUGGGAAGCAAUUAAGUCAGACUCUUCAUUGGGUCUUUCUGAUAAGAUACUUCGUGCUGGUGACCAGAAGCCCCAGUCAAAGCAUCUGCAGACUCGUACUGAAUAUUUGUUAAAAGUGGUCAAGAGUGUUUUAGAGACAGUGAAAAAGGAUGUGGGGAAAAAAGUUCCAAAGUUGAAAAUCAAAUUAGAUCGAAAAGCAGCUCCUGCUAGGAAACCCACAAGGAAAAGAACUAAAAAGCGAGAAUCUGUGAGCAGUCAAGAACCAUUGGAAGACCUUGACGAUGAAAUGCAAGCCAAACAAGCUGAUUCCAUGCCGGAGACUAAAGUUACUGGGAGGAAGCGUCAAAGAGCAGCAGCUGCUUACACGUAUUCAAAGCCCAAUGAUACACUGCCUAAAUUAAAGGAAAGUCAAAUAGCUUCAGAACACACAGUCGAGCCGCCAGCAAAGAAAGAAAAACGAGAAACAGUUGCUUUACCAGCAAAGAAACGACACAAAGUAUGUACUGUUAGCCCAGGAAAACCUCAGUCUAUGGCACGACCCAGUAGUGUUGACGUAGAUCAGCAAACUGAAGCAUCUCUACCGGACAGUAGUCAUUUGCUUGCACCGGCAGCUAGCAAGGCAUCCUCAGCACAUUCGUUCAAAAUGAGUGACCAAGAUUUUCAAAAGUGCAAGGACAGACUGAGACCAGUUAAAGGUUCGAUCCGUAACUUGGGCAAACCACGAGAAGGCUUGUCCGAGAAGGAACAACUGGAUCUCACCGAGAAAUGCUUGCUGAAGAUCGGUGAUCAUAUCAACAAGAGCAUCAGUGAGUACAAGGGAAGAGUGGAGCUUUUGAAAGAGUGGAGAUGGAAACUGUGGCGGUUUGUGGCGCAGUUUACAAUAUGGGAAGCUGAGAUGCUUUUCUCUUUGUACAAAAAAGCCAUGAAGAAACGCAGUGCAGGGGGCAGCAAUAGUCAAUCAGAGACAACAAACUCUUCUCAAUCUAAGAACUCGUUGUUAAGCUCAAAAAGUGCAGAACAUUCCAUUGCAGCUUUAGGGAGUGGUAGGAACAGUCAAGGACUAUCAAAUGAUCCAAAGUCGUAUCACGCCCCGCCUAGAAAGGGGCCUUUUGGUAAGGGGGACAAAAGUUUAUUUGGAAAUACGGCUAAGAAAAUGAAACACUAGUGUACAUAAGAAAGGUUUUGUAGUAGGCGUUAUUGUCGUAUUGCCAUCACAGUACUGUAUAGUCUGGUUUACUUACGUGCAGGUUGAAAAGUAUAUUGUAUGUACUAUUUUCUUUUUAGUUAAUCCUGCUUUUGGAAUAUGCUGUUGUUGUGUAUGUAUAUAGUAGUGUCGGACGCUGGAGUGCAGCCAGCUCUAAUGAUCGUGUCUAAUAUGUUUGGCUUUUUCUGACUUACAACAAAUUGUAUGGUAUGUGCAGCUUAAUUAAUUUAAUUAUCGAGUGAAUCA
Corticium candelabrum is the source of this 6625-nucleotide messenger RNA. Its product is annotated as chromodomain-helicase-DNA-binding protein 1-like. Gene Ontology annotation, cellular component: chromatin; nucleus. The coding region runs from base 104 to 6340 and encodes 2078 amino acids. NCBI's taxonomy places the organism in Eukaryota, Metazoa, Porifera, Homoscleromorpha, Homosclerophorida, Plakinidae. Gene Ontology annotation, molecular function: histone binding; ATP hydrolysis activity; chromatin binding. Gene Ontology annotation, biological process: nucleosome organization; regulation of transcription by RNA polymerase II. The record is from RefSeq and is a predicted model, not a curated record. The transcript is spliced from 26 exons.